Messenger RNA from Entrophospora sp. SA101, 1110 nucleotides. The record is from the annotation of a GenBank genome assembly. NCBI's taxonomy places the organism in Eukaryota, Fungi, Glomeromycota, Glomeromycetes, Entrophosporales, Entrophosporaceae.
AUGCCUUACGGUACACAAAACCAAUACACCGAACCACCACCAGCUUAUGCACAAGUACCUCAUGUUGGAACUUCAGCAGCAGCUCGUGAACCUUUAUUGGACAGAGAGGUAGGUGACGAUGAUGUACCAGACGAUUUUAAAUAUGGAGUAUCAGUUAGCGAAUGUGAUCUUAGUCGUCGUUCUUAUCCAACAAAUUUCAUAUUAUUAUCUACAUUUACACUUGCUGAAGCCUACACUGUUGGAACUUUUGUUACUUUUUAUGAAACCGAAUUGGUUUUGCAAGCAUUUCUUAUAACUGUUGGAUUAUUUUUGGGUCUUACAUUGUUCACUUUUCAGUCAAAAUAUGAUUUUAGUGGAUUGUUGCCAUUCAUUGUUUCAUUAUUCUUUCCAUUCAAUGGAACCUUUGAUUUGAUUAUUGCGUCAGCAACAGCUAUAAUAUUUUGUGGGUUUAUUAUUUAUGAUACUGAUCAAAUCACAAAAAGACUUAGCCCCGAAGAAUAUAUUGUUGCAUCGUCGGCCGAAUCAAAAUCUGUUAAUGGUGGAGCUAUUUUGGCAUUAUCUUAUGAAAUUAAAGAGAAUGCUGAAACUAUAAAACAUGAAGGAUUAAAGCUUAUAGAUAUGGUAUCAAAAUAUAAGAAACAUUUAAAUAUACAAAUUGGAAUAACAUCUAAUGAAAAACUUAUAGAAGAAUUAAAUAAAAAGAUCAAAGAGUCAGAGGCAAGAUGUUUAUUACUUGUUGACUUUAUUUUGGAUUUAAAUUUACUAUUAGUAUACUCUUUUGAAAUUACAACUUUGUCUUUAAGCACUUCCAAUGAUUAUGUGGAAAUAAUAAAAAGAAAACUAGAAGAUGAUUUUAUUCUUUUAUCAGCAAUUUGCACUAAAUCAAACGAAGGAAUAGAAAAUGGUGCUAAAGCUAAAAUGGCAUAUGAUGAAUUGUUGAUCCACAUAAUAAUCAGUCAAUCAGACAUUUAUGUUGCAAAAAUAAUUAACGUAACAUUCACUAAUAAUGAGCGAACUGCUCUAAAUGUGCUAUGGAUUCAAGCCAUCUUGGAAAUAAUCUUUGAUCUGGAAUAUCUGUCACCAAAGCUUGAUACCAACAUUGCUGAUUAG